Leptinotarsa decemlineata (Colorado potato beetle) is the source of this 1529-nucleotide messenger RNA. RefSeq names its product protein charybde. NCBI's taxonomy places the organism in Eukaryota, Metazoa, Arthropoda, Insecta, Coleoptera, Chrysomelidae. Gene Ontology annotation, cellular component: cytoplasm. Gene Ontology annotation, biological process: regulation of TOR signaling; apoptotic process; negative regulation of signal transduction. The record is from RefSeq and is a predicted model, not a curated record.
GUUCCCUUAUAAACAAAGCGAACAGCUGAUCUGGUUUUCAUAUAUACAAGUUCUUUGUCGUUGAGUAUAUGUGUUGAUAUUUCGGGAUAAAUUUUUCUCCAUUGUUCUGUUUGUGUUAAAGUUACAUAUAACUUUUCUCUAAAAUUUGCAAAUAAUACCUAAUAAAAUAGUGGAAAUAUGGAAGUCCUAUCUUUAGCGAAGUAUAAUAAUUCAGAAGACCAACAAUCAGAGUACAAGGAAUUUUAUACACCUGAAGAAACAGCCUUAGUAGAAGCAUUAUCAAAAAUACUAGAGGGUGAACUCAGGAAAGCAAAACGAACCCACCUUUCUGCCGGCGAAGUUCUUCUGCCUAAUGGUUUAACACAUUCUAUAGCCCAGGAUAUGUUUCAAUUAGCAGAUACGGAACCUUGCGGUUUGAGAGGUUGCAUAUUGUAUAUCAAUUUUGAAGCUGAUGAGGUCAAGACGAAAUUGAGUAUGGUCAAAUGUGAUCCAAUGACCCCUUCAACUUUUGAAUUAUACCUCACACUCAAACAGUCGACUGCCGGAUGGAAUUCGUUCUUGCCACAAUUCCUCAAGAAAAUAACGAGGAGUGGCACAGUAAUGAUCAGCCCGGAGUACGACCUUCACAAAAAACAAUUAUAUAGAUCAAAUAGUGACUGAAGUUUGCCAUCAGCAUCCUGUGAUAUGGAGUUUAUUGGUAUUAUGAUUUCAUUCACUGUUUACAAGUAGGGUGUUUGAAAAAUACAUAUAUUGCCAUUGGUAAAAAAAAAUUAUUGAUUGUUUAUCACAAAAUUCAUAAAUAUACUAUGGAAUUUUGACAUUGAUAUUGUUUGGAAAGUUAACGAUAUUGAUUUGUUGAAGUUCACAGUUCCUUGUUUCAGUAAUCCUCAACCAAUGUUAUUUUUAAUUUUUGUACUUUAGUUGAAUUGAGUGUGUAAGUUUACUGAUAACAAGAAUUAGUACCAUUUCAAUAAUCUUGAAAUAUUACAUGAAUGAGAACAUACAAAUAAAUAGAUGUAUUUUCAAUCACCCUGUUUGUUCAGUUUUUUGAAGUAUUAUUCAUUUAUUCAACAUAAUGUGGGUAAAUGAUUCUUGUAUUUAGUUGGGAUCUGCAUAUCUUAGUGAUAGAUAAGUUUUAAGCUAGGGUAUGGUUUGCCAAACCCCAUAUUUGUGAUAAGUGUAUGAAUUCAGAAGAAAAAACUUCAUAAUAAUUUUGUGUUUGUGAUAUUAGUCAUAACAGAUGUUUGUGUAGAAUAGAAACUCUUAAUGUUUGAUUCAGAACUGAGAAAUAUGAUUGUUAAUUACGAAUAGAUUCAGUAUUAAGUUUGAUGGUUUCUUACCAAAUAUUUAAAGAACAUUGUGAUCUCAAAUAAACUUAGGUUUACUUUUUAAAAAAGUGAGACUUUUUAUACAUUUCAAUAUGUGUAAAGUUCGUAGAUAUGUACUUCAUCACUAAAAAUUGUGAUAACAUAGUUUAUUGACAUUUUUAUAUAUAAAAAAAAUAUAAUAAAAAAGUGAUAUUUUUCGUC